Lymnaea stagnalis (great pond snail) is the source of this 14974-nucleotide messenger RNA. Lineage: Eukaryota; Metazoa; Mollusca; Gastropoda; Lymnaeidae. The record is from the annotation of a GenBank genome assembly.
UUUUCAAUAACUGCUCCUUUGCCUAGCAUUCCAAAGCGUCAAAAUGGAGUCGGAUGGAUUAGGAUUUGGUGCACCCCAGAAAAAGGUAUUCGGCAAAUGUACAAUUACAUCUAUUCCUUCGUCUUAUAAAUCAUUAAAUAAGUAAAUAAUUCAUAUAAAUUCUUGAGAUUUAUUUAAGCUUUAGACUUUAAUUUUAACAUUUGUUAAAUAUUAAUUUUCAUAAAAAAGAAAAGAUGUCACUGAUCACUGUCACUAACUUACUACAUUACAUGUAACACUGUUAGUACACUACUUACUAACUGUGACAAAUGGAACGCAACUAAAAAUAGCAGUAACUGACUUAAUAAUUUAAUAUUAUAAAUAAUAUUAUUAAUUGUUAUAAACAUGCCAAGUAUAUUAAUUAUCAAUCACAAGUGACCAGCGACCACUAAUUUACUGCCAUAGCCAUAACUAUAACUAUUCAUAAGACCACUCUGACUCUAUUAUACAGCAGGGACCUCGGUAUGAUCCGGGAAAUGCCAAAAACCGGGUAUCGUGAUUUCGUUGUCAAAAUGGCGACCUCCACUUUUUAAUUUACCGAGGGUAGUGUUGUUUAGGAUUAGUUAGUUUUUUAAAUAAAUUCUACUUUUGCCCUCAACUUAAAGCAGACAUGUUUCUUGUUCAUUUGACACUUUCCUUUUAGAAAAAAUUUGAUGGUUUGACUUUGAAAAUUAAUGGUCAAUAAUAGCUAAUUUGACUCAUUCAUAAUUUUUUUGUGGAAAAAAUAAGUUAAAAAAAAAAGAAAAUACCAAUGUUAGAUAAAGGCAUAAUUAACAACAUAUCCAAAAUUCGUGAGGUUAGGACCAGUGCAUGGGUGAGAAAUUUUUGCACAAAAUUUUUAUCACAUGUGUCCCAAAAUUAGAUCUACCUAUUAUCUAUAAAUAACUUUUUUGUAGUAAGUAGCUUGAUUUACACUGGAAAUCCAGCAUAUUACCCACUAAUAAUAUUUUAAAACAAAGCAACAAUUUAAUAGCACUAAUUACUUUUAUCUGAUGCUUUUAUUUUGAGUGAGGAAGUGGGAUAAAUAGCCCUAUCCUUAUUGUAUCAGUAUAAAUAAUUAAAUAAAUAAAUAUAUAUAUCCAUCCAUCCUAUAAGCCUAGUAUAGUAUAGCCUAUAGUAAUAAUAAUAAUAAUAAAGUUCAUUUCAAAAACACGCUUCAUCCCCAAAGGCUCGAAGCGCGGUACAAAGUCAACAAAAAAUAUCUAUAAUUCACCACAUUUAAAACAAACGCAACACUACGAAAACUAAUUACAAGCAUACAAUAUCAAAGUCUUUCUAGCCAUUUCAACCCGGAGCAACACAGCAACACAUGGAAAAGAAGGUAGACAAUCAUCCCAGAAGGUAUUUGCGAAAUAGAUAUGUCUUUAGAUCGGUUUUAAAGGACUCCAGUGUCUGGUUGUUUCUAAGAUCGACAGGAAGGGCGUUCCAAAUUGUUGGACCAGCAAAUGCGAAAGUGCGCUUUCCGUAAGUCUCAAGGCAAACACGUGGUGUCGAGAGUUUGCCACUAUCGGAUGAGCGGAGCUCUCUACUGGGUACAUAAGGCGUCAGCAGCUCUUUCAGAUAGGACGGCGCCAGGUCAUGUAAGCAGCGGUAGCACAAAGUUGCGAUUUUGUACUCUAUGCGAGCACGCACCGGCAGCCAAUGCAACUCUCUCAGAAGUGUUUUUGCAUGGUCGAAUUUGCGUUUGCGGAGAACUAUGCGAGCCGCAUUAUUCUGUGCUAUUUGAAUUUUAUCCAGGAGCGUAGCUGGAAGACCCACCAUAAGAGCAUUGCAAUAGUCCAUGCGUGAUAGCACAAAUGCAGACAUCAGCCUCUUUGUUGCAUCAAUUGUUAGGAAGGGCCUGAUGUGACUAAUCCUGCGCAGCUCUAGAAAAAUCGCCUUGCAUAGCAUGUUAAUAUGACUUUCAAAAGUUAGUCUUCCAUCUAGGUAGACACCCAGGUACCGCACUGUUUGAGCUAACUCAAUACGCACACCUGAGAGAGUAAUGGAUGUAGUGUUAUUUGCAGAUUUUUGCAUCUGAGCGGUCGCGAUGGGGAGCAGCUCAGUCUUAUCAUCAUUUAAUUUGAGCUUGUUUAUUGUCAUCCAGUGCUUAACCGACUCCAUUGUCUUCUGUGUCAUACUAUAGGUCUAGUACCAUCCCAACUUAUUAUUGCAAGACCUAUUAAUAAACAAUUAACUAUUAUAGUUAAUGAUAUUUUAGGCCAUGUAAUCAUAUUUUAUUAUUUAAUGGAAAUUAUGAUUCUUAAAUUUUAAAAUAAAAAUGUUUUUACAAAAUAUUCACUUACCUUUGAUAUUGAAAUAUCCGGAAUUCACUCACAAAUCACAAUAUACCACAAGAAACUUAUAUAAUCCUCAGUAUUUUUCAAAAAAUAACACACCUUAUGAUACAGUAAUCCAAGAAUUUCUUAAGCUUUUACUAAAGAACAAUCAUAAAAGCUUGUACUUACCUCAAGCAAAUGACUAGAACUUAUUUUAAUUUCUGUCAACAGCCAAAGUUGAUACAUGUUGAUUUGUGAAACAAGAUUACUAAUUUUUUGGUCAUAUUCAAAUGGGAAUAAAAUGCAUACAUAAAAAAUGGUAAAAUAAAAAGUAUAAUCGUCAGUUUUAUAUAAAUGAGUCAAAUAAUCUCUGUAUUAUUUGUUUAUACUGAUAAAAGUUAAACAAUUCCACAGAAAAUCUGAAAUUAAUAUCUAAAGAAUAUUAUUAUUACUAUUAAAUUAGGGAAAUUUUAUACAUUUAUAUUUAAAAAUUAUUAAUUAAUUAAUACACAUAAGUGACGAGUCAGCAUAUUUUAUUCAUUUUAAUAAGGAAAAUUAUCAAGAUUAAAAAUAUUUUUUUGCGUUAUAUUAACAAAAACUAAAAUUGUAUUUUGUGGCUUCAUUUAGAAGAACUCAUAUUUAACUGUGUUCCCUGAAAAUAUCAUAUUUUGUCUCAUUUUAUAACAAAGCUAUAGGCAUACAAAUAGGCAAUAUGAGCGUGACGAAAUGUGGAGGAAAAUCCCAUAGUGAAAAAGGGGUUUUGAGGUCCUUACUAAAAAAUUCAUAACUUUUGAACCACUUGAGCUAGAAAGUUGAUCUUGGUGUUUUUGUAAACCAUUAUAUGAGGUCUAUACAGCUGUAGUCUUUUUAUAUUUUUAAAAAUGUUUUGAAAUUUGAAUCAAAGUGCCUAUAUACAGUAUACGCUGUUAACUAUCUAUUAAAUAAGUGACCACUUAUUAACUGUCAGUACUCUAACUUACACUUAACUGUAACUACUUACACUUACAGUUACAGUCUUAACGUUACAGUACAACUAACAGAAAAUUGAAAAAUGAUUCCAAUUAUUGAGUCAUGACUUCUCUCUAAAUGAUAUAUUUAUAGGCCUAAAUAUUAUAUUUUAUUCCAAGAAAUAGAUGAAUUUUUUAAAAUGUAUUUAUAUAUGUUGGUGUCAUUAGCCUUAGCAUAAUUUUUUAGUGCAAAUUACUCAUUAUAAUUAUAACUUCAAAUCAUACCUUUUAUAAAGUGUGGUGAAGUCUCUUUAUAAAUUGUUCAUACUAUUUAAAAUGGGCCUAGGUAUUAUAAAUUAAAUAUUCUCUUACUAUUUCAAACACGUUUUAAAUACUAAAAUAACUAUCAAGUAUAAUUUUGUUAAAACUUAGAAUUAUCCAUCCAUGUGAAUGUGAGCAUUCUACAGACUUGUUUAACAGCUUCUAUUACAUUUUUAAAGGUUAGCAGCGUCAGCAGCAUGUAGAAUUAAGGAUCGGUUUACAAAACAAUUCAAACCUUAUGAUAAGUCACUUCAAUAGUUCAUUGGCAUUGGGUAAAAAUAUUGGUCUUGUCACUGCACCCAUAAAUUUCAUAGUUGCAUAUAUUGUACUUGAGAUUGAGAUUUUCAAUUUAUGAAGCUAUAGCCUAUAAGAAUAGCAGCUCUAAAAAAAACUUUAUAGCUAAGUGCAACAUUCAUCCCAGCUGUUAAAAGCUAAAUGUAUUUGUUUUGCUAUUGCUAAAAAAAAAACUUUAGAGCUAAGUGCAACAUUCACCCCAAAAAAUUGUUAAUGUAUGUCAAGAUGUCUUUCUUAAGCAAAGUUUUGAAAACUAAUAAUUAUUAUACAGCAUAGCAUGAAAUUUAAAUUUAAAAAAUUGAUCAUAGCAUUAAAAAACAAAUUUAACUUUUUUGUGCUGACUUUCACUUUAAAUUCAAAAUUAGCUGCCUGCAGCAAGUGCUGUUGAAAGCUAAAUGUAUUUGUUUUGUUAUUGCUGUACUCUAUUAGUACCAUUAUUAGUACUUUAGAUCAAUAUUGUUUUCUUGGUAAUUGCAUUGACUUAGCAUGUUGCAGCCCUAUUUUACCAUUCAAUUCAUAAUAAUAUUAACUCCCAAAACAGCUAUAAUCUACAAUUAUAACAAUCAUUAAAUCAUUUCAAUCAGGGUCCAAAGUCAGGCAGAAGAGCUGCUAAUGUCUCCACAUCACAAGCGCCAACACUUGACGAAGAAGAAUUAUCAUCAGAACCAGCAACCAAAAAAAGCACAACUGUAAGUUUAUAAAAGUUGACCCCUCUUUUCAACUCCUUGAGUCCAUGCUUUUUGCUAUUACACAACUGGCAAGACUUUAAGGAGAAGGGAACUGCUUUGUUUUUAUUCUUACCCUAAAGCCUAAGAGUACUAAGACAUACAAAUUAUUUUCAAUAAAUAAGUUAAAGUAAAAUUAGUAAACCUUAAAAGUAUUGGCAUUAAGCUUUAAUUAAAAAUUUUAAUAUUCUGAUAAGGGUGAUAAUAUAGAUGUAAUUUUUAAUUCUAAUUUAAAAUCUAUGCCCUUUAAUAGCGGUUAUAGCUCUGUUUUUUUAGAUACUUUUACUUCAACAAAGCAUUGAAGCAUCCACCACUUAUAUCCCCCUUGUGUUAUUUUAUAUUGAUGUCACACAUUAAAUAUGUAGCGCCCUACCAUUACCCAGCCCUCCCUUGAUAGAAAAAAAGGUUGUUUACAUUUGAAUGCAUUCUACUUUGUGCUAAAGAAUGCUAUCAGGUGAUGCUAUUUCUAGAAUUUCUUUUCUGGACAUUUCUAACUCCCUCCUUGUAAUAUAAAUAAGCCAGCAGCUUUCUCACCAAGAGAAAGAUUUUUUAUAUAUUUCCUAGACAUAAGACAUAUUAAAAGACUUAAUAUAAUUGUAGGAGCCUUUUAAGAUUUUACUAGUUAUCUUUGUGUGUACAUUAAUAUUUUCUUAUUUCGAGGAUUAUUUUUUUCAACUUGGUUUGCUGUAAGUUAUUAUAGCUUAUAAUGCUGUAUAUUUGAUUUUGUUUUUUGUAUAAAUUUAAUAGUAUAAUUAAAUAGAAUUUGUUUAAUGUAGCUAGCUUUGGUAUUGUUUUUCUUUUAAUACUGGUUUUAAGAGAUUUGUUUACAUAUUGUUCAUCUAACGAGCCAAAUCUUAUAACAGAUUAGAUUUGCAAAACCGUAUUAACGGUACAUAACAGUAGCCAUUCCAAAAAAAAAUUAUUAACAAAAAAUACUUUAAAAAGAAAAAAAGGUGCAAUUUGUUUAAUUUUUAAAAUUUUGCUCAUAGAAAACUUAAGUUAAAUUCUGUGACCAAAACAAAGCCCUGAUGUUUUCUCUAUGCUGAGCAUCCACACAGAUGCAACUCAAUCAGCAUUUAAGCUGGUCACUCAAAUUUUUAUUUAUUUGUAAAUUCUUGAAGAAAUGUUUCUUGAAAAAAAAUUCAUGAAUUAUUGAAUUUAUUUUAAACAAUUUAAAAAUGAGAAUGAUUGAGAAAAUGUUGUUUUUUAAAUAUUACAUCCAUUCCACAAAAUCACAUAGAAUACAUGAAAAGAUUUCAUUUGCCUUUCUCUUUGUCUAAGGAGAAUGAUAAACUUUUUGACCUCCUUUAAGUAUUUUAGUGUACCUAUAGACAUAAAUAUUUAAGAACAUGGAGAAAUGUCCAUAUUGUUCCGGUUAAUUCACAUUAACAUGAACAGUACUUGAAAUUAGUAAUACACCACAUCAGGUAUGGUUUGUGAUGAGCUCUCUUUGUUUCUCUACAAGGAUGGCCCACCAGGAAGACCAAACAAAGCUGUAUCCGGGUGGGGUGAAGAUGCCCCUACAAGAAAACCCCGGUAUGUUUUUAAUUGAUUUCUCUCUGAACUCUCUUUAUUAGAGACUCAUCUGUUUUUUUAGAAAUAUGGUUAUUAAAUUUCAUUUAAUCUCAGAGUUAAAAACUUACAAAAUGUUGUUUUCUAGAUGGUAUUUUAAAGUCAUGAAGUCAUUAUUUUCAGCCUUUAAAUUUUUUUUUUUAUAAAACCAUAGUGUCUCAGCCAUCCAUCCAUCCCUGUGGUGCUACAACCUAUGUAGGGCUUUGGCCUGCCUCACUGCUUCCUUCCACUCAGACCUAUAUGAUGCUGUUCUUUUCCAUGCUUGGAUUCUCAGCUGCUGUAGAUAUUUUUCCACUUCAACCAUCCAUCAGCUUCUGGGGUUUCAGUGGUGCACCCUCUUGACUCCUGUCAUUUGGCUUUAUUUUUAAGUGUCCUGCCCGGCGUAACAUGCCCUUAAUUAUAUCUGCUACAAGCAUGAGAUCCUGAUAUGGUAAAUGCAAUUCCUAUUUUUUUCGUAUUCUCAAUACAUAUUCAUCCUUUGUUGGUCUUAUAUUUUCCAGUCAACUUUUUCCCUCCAAUUGUAUUUAAUAGGUUUUCUGCCAUUUUGGUUAGGGUCAAAGUUUCACUUGCAUGUGUUACAACUGGUCUGAUUACGUUUUAUUUAUAGUUUUCUUUGUUUUUCUUGUAAUGUUUUUAUUUUUGAGUAUUUUCUGACUACUAUGCCCUGUUUCCAGAUGAUAUUCUUUCUUUUAUUUAUGCUAGUAAUUCAAUUAUUUCAUUUAAUAAAGAUACCAAGUAUUUAAAAUGAUUUACCUUUUUAAAAGGGUGUUUUAUAAUUUUAAUGGUUUCAUCGGUCUGUUCUUCUCUUAACAUGGUUAUGUAUUUUAUUUUUUGGUUGUUAACUUUCAGCCCUGCUUGUAAUGAUACUUCUUCUAAUUCAAUAUAAGCUUUUGAUAUGUCUUUACUACUUUUCUCUAACAGUGCUAUGUCAUCAGCAUAUGCAAGAUACUGUAUGGGUUAGCUGUAGAGAGUGCCUUUUGGUUGUGGGUCUUGGGUUUCCCUCAGAAAGUAUCCUGUUAUUGUUCUACCAUUGUCCAUAUGUAUGCAUCUUAUAACUCUCUCUAAUGUAAGGUUAAAUAUCAUACAAGACAGUGAGUCCCCCUGUCUUAGGCCUCGUCUAAUCUGAAAUUCACUUGAAUAUUCACCCUGAACCUUGAUUUUGCUCUUAGAGUUCUUUAAUGUUAAAUGUAUCAGUCUUGUCAGUUUGUUGGGUUUGCCUAACUACUGCAGAGUCUCAUAAAGAUAUUUUCUUUUGAUGCUGUCAUAGGUUGUUUUUUUUAUAGUCCACAGAGAGUUGAUGUUCUGGAAUAUUAGAUUUGUUAUAUUUCUCUAAUCAGCAUCUGAUGGUGAAAAUCUAAGUCUCAACAAAAUGAAAAUGUUGAAUUAUAACAUCUUUUUAAGAACACAAUUUUUCCAAAUAAAACAUACUUCAUGAAUUUUACUGGUCUAAGAUGGCGAUAAUAUUUUAUUAUGGGAAUUAUACAGUGUAACUGAUAUUCAAAGACACAUAACUAUAUCUUGUAAUUCAUUGUUUUUUAAAAAUUCUCUACAUUUUUUAUAUAUUAUUAUUAAGUGUAUCUUUUAAAAUAAAAUUCUUAAUUGUUGGCACGAUCAAUAUGCUUGUCUGUUGUAAAUUUGAAUUAGUUUAUGUGUUUUGAAUCUAAAUAUUCAUCAAUAGAUUCUAAUUAUCUGUUGUCGUUUCUUUAAAUUUUCCUUUGUAUGUAUCGUUGUCCAUUCUUAAACAGCACCCGGCAGUUGGGUGAAGGAUUUGAGGUUCAGGAGGAGUAAGUUGGAAUUUUAUAUAAUAGCGGCUUUCAUCACUGCUUUUUUUUUAAAACUUAUCAAUUGUAUUUGUUGGUAUCUUUUUCAUAUAGCCUUUUAUUAAAUCUUUGAGCCAUUAAUUUCUUUUAAUAUUUAAUGGUAUUUGUGAAACAAAUGUUUGUAUUCUCUGAUAAAUUGUUCCCAAAAUAAAUUCUGUUUUUUUUAAAAAAGAAAAUUAGGUUAUAGAAAAUUAGCUGACAAUUCUGAGGUGGUGACUAUGUCAGUAAUAAAAAAUAAUGUUUGUUGAGUAAGGUAUUGCAAGAGGGCCUUAAUGAAGCCAAUAUCCCCAAACUGCCAUUUUCCUGUAUGGUAGAUCAGCACUAGACAAAAUGAACAAAAUAAAUAAUUAUAGAAAUAAAAAUAUAUUAUAUCACAUCUUGUACUACUUCGUAAAAGGUAUGAAACACAUUUAUUUCAAAGAAAACAUUGCACCCGUUUCUUACUUUGUUAAAAUUAAUAUGAAAUGUAACCAUUUUUGGCUUUAAUCCUUUUAUUUUAUUUUUAGAAAUUAUUAUUAGUUCCUCUCUUUUCUUUAAAAAAAAUAUCUAAAUACCGGUAUUACAUUAUUUGAUUCAUUUUAAUGUCUAAGUUGCUUUUUAUUCCUUCCUACUCAUAAAUCUGUUUAUUCCAAUGUUUUCUUUAAAAGAAGGGCUGUAAAAACUACUUGGCAUUUUAAAAUAGUAAACUAAUUAUUGUAUCUUAACACAAAGGAAAAAAUUAACCUAUUUCCCAUAUAGAUUAGCUGGGAAUACUAGGAUAACUGAACUAGAUAUUAUAACAAAAACCUCAAUCUUUGAUCAGGUGUUAUCUUUAUAAGUGUUUACUAAUCAACUCUGUGUGUUAUCUCCAAUUUUCUUCUCUACUUUACCCGAAGAAUAAGAAAUGUAUGCAAUUUCUUUUUACUAACACUUUAAAGAUAAUGCCAGCUUCAAAACAUUACUCAGUGAUAUAACUCAUUUCGUUUAGUAUUUUGUUUUUAAGUUCUUUUUAGGUCAAAGUAUUUCACAACAUAACAGCAUAAGCAGCUUUUCAAACUUUCGUUUUCUACAGGCUGCAGUGUAUUUCCAUAUAACUUGUUUUUUUUUAAAAACUCUAUUCUUAUUUAUUUAAAAACAUAAUUUUGUUGUGGUUGUGUGAAUGGAGUGGGGGGGAUAUUUUAAAUGAUUUAACCUUGCAAUAUUUUCAUUCCAGUCAUGUGUAUGGUUGAAGUGAAAUCCACACCAGCUGUGACCAUCACAUUAAUUAUAUAUAUGUAAUUAUUGAAUAAUUUGUCCUCAGAGCAUUACCAUUUAAGUUUUUGAAUACCACCAUCCCAGGGAUGUGUGUUGUUUAAUAGUCACUGAGCUAACAAGAAUAUAGUUAUGUUAUGCUUUCACAUUAAAUUCUUUCACAAUGCUUGUUUACAUAAGCGAAAUGAGCUGUUUGUAUCACAAAAUGUAGGUCCUAAUUUCUUCCAACCCAUUCCACCCAUUGUACAUGUUAUCAGCUGAGUGGCUACUCACAGUGAAUAGUAGAUCAACUUAAUGACAGCUAUCUUGUAUUUAAUUCAAUAUAUCUCAUUUUUUGUAAGCAUAAUUGCUAUCUAUGGAGAGAUACUCAAAGAGUUGUGUUGCUACUUUUUGACUGCCCGGUUGUUAGUUGUCUGUUAACCAAAGGGAAAUUAUGUGCUGCUUAAUUAUCUGCUCUUCCUAAGUCAAUUUCAAAACAUCCCUGACAGAUUUGACAGAUGAAUGUCACUGGGAUAGCAAAACAAGGUUGUUAGGUUCAUUUCAAACUAAAGCAAACAAAAUUUAUGACAAGGGGACUCAAGGCUUACAUACACUGUUACAUUAGUUUCCAUUUAGCUGUCUCUCGAUUUUUUUUUAGCCCCAUCACUCAACUGGGCACAACUAUAUGGGGCUUAGUGUUAAGAAUUGAAAUACAUGAUUUUAAACUAUUUGGUAAGUUGGUAGACCUAGAGUAUUUUAAAUGUCACCAUGACAUACCAAUAUCAAACUGAUUGUUUUGAAAUGAUAAGCAUCACAUGUUUCUAUUUCAUAUUUGUAUGGCCAAUAAUGUAAUACAGAGUACAUGUUUCUCAUAUCAUAUUAAAGGGUCUAUUAUCAACCCAAGUUUAGUACUUAAUUCUUAAUCUAUUUCUAAGUACUUGCUCAAUUGCAAUCAAAUUAGUAAAAUAUUAAAUCAAUGGUAAAAAAAUAUAUAAUAUAAUAUACUGAUCCCAGUGUUUUACAAAUAUUCUUAUACUUUUUAAUAGGAAUUACUAACAAAUUUAAAGCAAAAAUAUACCUUCAAUAACAUUUAUUACCUCAUCAAUUUUUAUUUUAAAAAGGGAGAUUUUUGGGUGAUAGGUUGUUAAUGCUUCCUCUCUUGCAUUGGUUUUCAUUGAACUUAAGUUUUUAUUGAAAAACUGGCUUAGAAUAUAGUCUCUAUCUUAAAAUGUUCAUAAUUUCCUAGGUCUUCUUCAUUCUGACUUCAUCUUUUUUUUUUAAACUGUCUAUGUAAUCAAAGUAAGCAAUUGAGUCUUCACAGGUUUCUUAUAGAGAAUAUGGCCAGGGGUAUAAAAUUAUAGGAAACUAUAACUGUGGGUUUAUAUUAAACAUAAAGAAAUUUAUUUUCUAAACUUUCAAGUUGUUUCUUUUCAAUAACCGAGUUGGCUUCUAGCCAAACUAUGCUUGUGUUGGUUUUUAUUUUUUUAAAGACUUUCUUUAUAUUUGAAAAUCCAUGGGGGUUUGUACAUUUGUAGCAUUUUCAUUUUGUCAAACGUGACCCUCUCAUUAAUAAUGUUAAGUUAAUCUCAUCUAAUUUGGCAGGAAAAGGGCUAUUAGGGGAGUUCAGAUGAGAGCUGUAUGAUUUUGGGGAGGGCUGGUUCAGAAGGGGGGAGGGCUUACGGCAAUUAGACUCGGAACAAUGGACGAUUUUAGCGUAAUGCAUUUUAAGUAAUUUUAUAUUAUUUUAGACUUUUUAAUGCGGUUAAACUUGUCUGAUAGAAAGCCUUUUUCAAGCCUUUUUGUAAAAAUAUUUUGUAUUGGUCAUUAGGAACUAAUUCAUCAUACUUUGUAUAUUUUAAUGCUACUGGAGCUCUACCUUAACCAUCCCAGUAGGGAUUGUAUCCAACUGCUAUUGAUAUUUAUCAACUUUUAUUUUUGUAUGAUGUCUAGAACAUUAUAACAAUUUUCAUUUGCUAUAACAUAAUUUCAUUGUUUUAUUUGAUUAAUUAUUUUUGUAUCCAAGCUAAUUGACUAAAUGAUGUAUAUUUUAUGUUGAAACUAAAUGUAAUUAUAUUUUACAAUAGUAUUAAAUCAAAAAAUUUUUUUUGCCAAACAAAUUUCAUGAUGCCACCAUUUGGGCUCUUUUGUUUCAGUGAUAGACUAAAUCAGAGGAGUCCAGAUAAAGAUGAUGAUUCAGAAAGUGGUAUGUUGAAAAACAAGUUUGUUAUAGAAGAUGAUAAUUUUCUUGAGAUUCUAGCAAUCAAAGAGAGAAUUAUAUAUCUUUUUCAAAUAAUGUUUUAUUUCAUGAUACCAAAUUCAAACUAUUCUAAAUUCUGUUAAACUCAAGUAAAACUGUUAAGGAUUGAAAUAAUAGUAACUAGAUUUUUUUAAAUAUUUGGAAAUAUAUUUUUCAUAAGUAAUGUUCAUUGAAUUUAUUUGUUUCUCCAAUGAGAUAUACCAAUUAUUCCUGAACUUGAGGAAACCGUGGAAGAUGAACUAAGCACCAAAGUUGCUUCAGCUCCAACGUAAGUUUAUCAGCAGUAAAUGAGUGUUUGUCCAAGUAUGUUAAUUUUUAUAUUUUUUUGGAGUCAGAUAGGGUGUAAAACUAAUUUCAAGUACAUAACCACUUGUCAUUAUGCCUAAAUUUCUUGUAAGUUUCUUUACGUCAAGAGUUUCUGUGAUUUUUAUUCUUUUUUUUAAUUAAUUUUUUUUUACAUUAAGAGUUGCAGUGAACAGACUUUCCACCUUUAGAGAAUUAGACAAUGACCUCCUCAAACAGGCGGCAUUUUUAACUCUUGUAAGUAUUAAAUAUAUCAAUUAUUUCUUUUAACACAUUCAUGAGGAAAAAAGUGAAUCUUUUUUUAUUUUUAUUUUUUUCAACAUUUAUUAAUUAAUUACAUUUUGUAAUUUACAUAUUAAAGCUGAACCUACAUUUUGUCUUAAUUGACUUAGGCCAAAGAAGCAAGAUAGCAAAAUUGUUUGAAAAACAGAAAAGAAACAACUAUCUCAACAUCCCUGGCUACAAGAAGACUUAUUUCAAAACAUAAGCCAAAUACAAGAUUAGUGAUCAGGCUUUUUUGAGCAAUUUACAAAAGCCUUAACAAUAAUUAAUCAUCAUCACUCAGAUCCAGUAGCCCAUUGGCCUUAAGCCUUUCAGCCAGAGGUCAGAUCCAGUAGCCCAUUGGCCUUAAGCCUUUCAGCCACAGGUCAGAUCCAGUAACCCAUUGGCCUUAAGCCUUUCAGCCAGAAGUCAGAUCCAGUAGCCCAUUGGCCUUAUGCCUUUCAGCCAGAGGUCAGAUCCAGUAGGCCAUUGGCCUUAUGCCUUUCAGCCAGAGGCCACAGUGAAGACUUUGCACACUCUCUGCAGCUUAAUUAUAAAUCAAAUGCACAAUUUUUUCUGGAUAAUUAAAGAUAAAAAUAGUUUUAUCUUUUUUUUUUUAAAUCAGGUUUAUGAGUUAAGAGAAAUAUGAUUCAAUAGUGUGACUUUAAUUAGUAUGAAUAAUGUUUUUAGUAUUAUCAAAAUUUGUUGACACCCUGUUGCAGGACAAUGACAUUGAUCUGAAAUUGUUAACAAAGGCCCUCUCACCAUUAGAAGAUAUAAUUGAAGUAAGUAGAGAUUCAGUCAAUUGCUCUAUUUAAUGAAAUUGUUAACAGAACUUCUCCUACCAUUAGAAGAUAUAAAUGAACUAAGUAGAGAUUCAAUCAACUGCUCUAUUUUUUUAUUGCUUUUUAAUUUAAUUUGAACUUUCUAGAUUUCAAUAUUUGUAAAUAAAAUGAGACUAGUUGUUUCUUUAUUUUGUUAUUAUUCUAUUGACUGAAACCAAACAAAAAUAUGUUAACAAAAGGAAACUGGUGACUAAGGUUUAUGCAGGGAUUCCUUUUACUUUUAGUAAAAUAUAAGGUUUUUGAGUAGACAAGAAAAAAAAAGAGUGGUAUAUUUAUUUAAUAUUAGCAUUAGCAUAAAUGUAAGAAAUAUUUGACUUCAGAUGUAAUGGUCUCUGAUUAAUUUUUUAAUGUAAAAAAAGUGAAAAUUAUUGAUGACAUACUUUUUUUUUAAUUUAAGAAAAAUGUUGGAUUUUAAACUACAGUUGGUUACUUUAACAAACAAAAUAUUUCAAUACAUUUUAUUUAAAUCUUCAAAUCUUUAAUGCUAUUUAAUCAAAACAAUUAUAUCAAUAAAUAUAAGUACACAGUAGUAUUAUUGGAAUGCAUUUGUUGAAAAUGAUAAGCCGAAUAGAUGACUAUUUUCAUCCAUAUUUUUGUGAUCAGGAUGACAAGCCGUGGGACUGGGACAGAUUGUUCACAGAAGUCUCAUCAGACCUCAGGUCCGAGUGGGAGAAGACACAAGGGGAAAGGGAAGAGGAAAAGUCAAUAGAAGUUGAACAGUGAUUUUAGACAUUAUCAAAACUACUUGUUCACGCAAUCAUUUCAUUGAAUUCUGUCUUUUCAAUGCUUCAGACCACCAUUCCCCACUAUAUAGGUUUUAAAAAUUAAUUUAAUUUUGUGAAUUCUCAAUUUUCAUAUUUACAUCUACUUUUGAUUAUUUUACUUAUAACUGCUCCUCAUUGGAUGAACCCUUAUGCUUUUAUGUGUGUCAAAAAUGGAGGAAAAAAAUGGAACUAAAUCAAACUAAAAAUAGUAACAGGACAGGGAUUAAAAUAUUUAUAAAAAAUAACUUCUAAAGGUGUAUAAUGUUUCUUUUUAAAUGACAUUAAAUAAAUGUUAGAAGGAAUAAUGUCCUUAAUAAUAUUUUUAACAUCAUGGUGUGGAUGUGUACUAUUUGUGUGGAAAAAAUUUAAAGUUUAAGCUCAUAUAAGUAGGUGGUAAACAGCAUGUGUCUUGAAUUCAUUUGCUUUGGGACUAAAGACAGGAAUGUCCAACCUGUGGCAGACAUUCCUAACGUCGGCCCCCCAAUUACUUAGUUUUAAACAGUCUGUAUAAAAUAAACAAAAGUACAACGGAAUAUUCGAGGGCGGUUAUUAUGAAUUCGCUUCAAUGUAUUGUUAACAAAAAAACAGACACUAAAACUGAACAAAAUAUUUAUUUUGAAAAUACUUAUAAAUGAUAGAGAAGCUCUUAUUUAAUUUUUUUAUUUAAUUGCAAAUAUACUGUGGUAUUUUAAUCAGAAGUUACAAAACAACGCGUCUCAGUAAUCUUACUUCAUCUGUAAACUUCUCAGGUAAGUCUUUCAAACCCAACAUUGCUGUGUAACUUUCAUUAAAAAAGCUCAUGUAACAGACAAAUAUUUUUUGUUAAUCAUAACAAAUAUUUUUUUUAAUUACUUAAAAUUAUUUUCUGAUAUUGAUUUCUUUUAAUUUUACUUGAUCAUGGGACAAGUUUCAUUUUUCCAUUGCUGAGAAAAUUAACUUUGCAACAUCACAAACAUUAUUUCAAACAAGAUAAAAGAUGUGUGUGAUAUUUAAUAGUUCACUUACUUUUAACAUAUUUUUAAAUAAAUGUAAAUGUCAAAAAUAAUAAAGUGGGACUGUUACAUUUGACAAUGUGGCCUUUAACAUCAAAACGGAUCAUUUUUCUAAAGAUACUCUACGGAAAUACAAGGUUCAGUGAUUUUUUAUUUGAAAUCUUUCCUUAGACAAUCUCAAAUCCAAGCCGUUAAAAAUAAUAAUUUAACCUUUAUGUUAUCUUUGUACAAUAAGAUCUGCACAAUUUAUCAUAUAUAUGUGAUUGUUUUUAUGAUUGGUAGUUUUGUUGUAUUAUUUCUUUUCCAAAGAUCAAACCAAUAAUUAUGUGAUUAUUAGAUUUUGUAAAUAAAAUUAUUCAAAUAACAA